AUGUCACAUCUGGACCCUUCUUCCUCGUCAUCGCGACCCCGUUACAACUUGCAGACUGAGCUUGGCCAACCCCCUGCCAUGUCCACUUCAUCUGUGCAUUUCAGCCCGCAUAAGGUAGUGGAGGCCCGCAGCACACACCAAUUACUGGAAGCGCAAUCUCGGACAACAUGCUGCCGGAUCGUCGGGAAGCUCCUUGCACUGGGAUUCGUCCGGCAAAUGGCCCUUCCAUCAGAUAACGUGUCUGCAUCCCACCCAAUUCUGUCGAAUGUCGUCUACCUACCCUCGGUUGCUGCCCGGAAGUAUCUUACAGUUGUAUGCACCGAAGAGCUCUGUACAACGUAUCCUCCCGCAAACACGAAGACCCCUUGCUUGCCUCUCGUUCGACGCCGCACUGUUGCUCUCUCUAUUCUUACCAGUAUCGUCUCGCUACAUCCGGCGUUCUUUCGCAUCAUGGCGCCUCGCUUUCCUCUCGAUGAAGCACCCGGCGGGUCAGAAGCAAAGGAGGUCAUCCAGGAAGCCUUGUCCAAGAUGCACGGCGGUGCCUCGCCGUUCCCCUGGAUUGACGAGGAAGGAAACACGCUGCUGGGAUGCUAUGCCGGGUUGAGGCUGACCAUCUGCCACCCACGUUCUCACCCCCCUUCCGCCUCGUCCUACAGCUACACACCUGGUGUGGCGAAGCAGUUCUUCGAAGUAGCCAAAUCCAUCUAUGCGUCCGGCGUCAAGCCGCGCAACAGGGAGCUGGCCAUCAUAGGGCUGGCUUCUGUCCUCCGGGUUCCCUAUGUGGCUCUGUGCCACCGAGCGGUCGCACCCAAGGUCGGCCUCACCCCCGAGCAGUUCGAGGAUGGCAUCGCCGGGAAGGUACCGCGGGACCUGAGCGAAGAGGAGGCGUUGGCCUACCGCCUUGGUCGCAUCUUGACCUCGCUCAACGGGCCUCUGGACGAAGAGACUUGGCGGGAGGUCACGGAGAAGAUGUCCAAGACGGAGUUUAUCGGUAUCGCGCACACCGUGGCGGGGUAUCGUUGGGUUUCGCUGCUGGAGCAGGUCAAUGCUGACUCGAGGUGGGAUUGA
Sodiomyces alkalinus F11 is the source of this 1068-nucleotide messenger RNA. RefSeq lists its product as hypothetical. The coding region runs from base 1 to 1068 and encodes 355 amino acids. The transcript is spliced from 8 exons. NCBI's taxonomy places the organism in Eukaryota, Fungi, Ascomycota, Sordariomycetes, Glomerellales, Plectosphaerellaceae. The record is from RefSeq and is a predicted model, not a curated record.